AUGACUUACGGAAUUGAAACGUGGUCGUUCACUAUGGGUCUCAUAAGAAGACUCAAGGUCACCAAGCGGGUAACGGAGAGAGCAAUGCUUGGUAUCUCUCUACGUGAUCGAAUUAGGAAUCAAGAGAUCCGUAAGAGAACUUACGUUACUGAUAUUGCUCAAAGAAUUGCUCAGCUUAAUUGGCAGUGGGCAGGAUACAUAGUGGGAAGAACUGAUGGCCGUUGGGGCAGAAGAGUUCUGGAAUGGCGACCACGUACCGAACGACGCUCAGUAGGUGGACCGACGAUCUUAUAAAGGUUGCGGGAAGCCGCUGGAUGCGUUCAGCGCAGGACCGUUCAUCGUG
Molecule: messenger RNA, 343 nt
Organism: Diatraea saccharalis (sugarcane borer)
Lineage: Eukaryota; Metazoa; Arthropoda; Insecta; Lepidoptera; Crambidae
Source: the annotation of a GenBank genome assembly